AUGCAUGUACCACCAAAAGAUAUCUAGGUUAGGAUUAACGAUUUCAAAGAAUAGUUGAACUAAUUUAGAAAAAUAUUAUUUAUCUUAUUAGAAGAUCCUUCAUCAAGUAGAUUAGCGGGAUUAAUAUAAUUUAUUAUUUGUUUUACUAUUUUGCUAUCUUAAGUUUAAAUACUUUGUGAUUCGCUAUUUGACAAUAAUUAAACCUAUAAUGAUUUAAGCAAUAAUUGUGAAAUCCUUAUUUUUGUUGUUUUUGCUAUUGAAUAUUUACUUCGAUUGUCGACUUAUACUGUAUAUGGGUAUCCCUUAAAGGCAUUUUUAUAUUAGCAUAUGAAUAUUAUAGAUCUGUUAUCAAUAGCUCCACUUAGUAUAAUUUCAUUGAUGUAUGGUAAAACUGCAUUAAAUGGAUUUAGAAUUUUGAAAUUGUUUAAAGUGAUAAGAAUAUUAAAAAUAAAGAGAUAUUUGAAAGGAGUAGACAUUCUGUAUAAAAGUGUAGCAGAUUGCAUUUCUCAGUUUUACUUCUUAAUCAUAGCCUUUUUAUAAAUAACUCUUGCUUAUGCCAUAGUAUUAUAUUAUUCAGAGCAUACAGAGAAUGAUUUAGAAAUAGAAAAUGCAGUUUGGUUAGGGAUUGUCACAAUGACAACUGUUGGAUAUGGAGAUUAUGUUCCAAAGUCUAUUAUUGGUAUAAUAGUAACUUGCAUUAUGGCAUUAAUGGCCAAUACAGUUAUCUUCUCACUGCCAGUGGCAAUUCUCAAUAUUGAAUUUUAAGAACUUUAUGGGAGUAAAAAAGAGGCUGAAUAGAUUAGCUUACUUAAAAAGAGCAUGAGAUCUGGUAGGAGAGAUUCAAUAAAGAAUAAAGAAUUCAGUUUCUUUAAUCAAAGGUUACAAAUUAUUGAAGAAAGAAAUAAAGAGAUCUAAGAUUUAUUAAAUAAAAGCAAUAAGAUGGCAAAGGAACUUACAAAAGAUUUGAAAAGAUUAUUUCUGUCAGUAAAUGAUGAUGCAGAUUAACUUCUUGAUAAUUUAAAUUCGCCAAGACUUACUAAACAGAAUGUUUUAUUAGUUAAGGCUAAUCUCUAUGAUAAAUUGAUGAGAGCCAAAAAGAAGAUUUAAAUCACUAACAUUUUCAGAAAUUUAAUCCAAGAUUCUGAUUAAGAAAAAAAUGAAAGCCCAUUAAAUUAAACUGUAUCUGUUAAAGCAAACAAAUAAAAAUGUAUUUUUAGAAUUCUGGCUGAUCGAAAAAAAAAUAAAAAAAAAAUUGGUCUUAAAAGCCAUUCUUGUGAAAAUAUUAAUUAAUUAAUAAUUCUCAAAAAUGAAGAGUAUGGGGAACUGCCUUUCGACUUUUUAAAUGAAGUUAUUUUGUAAAUUCAUGAUGAUAUGUUUCAAGAUAUUGACGAACAUCCUAUGAAUUAAUAACAGCGUUCUAUAUUCAUCCCUGAAAGUAGUGAAAUAAUAAAUAAGGAAUCAUCUUUUAGAUUCAAUUCAUUAUAUGGAUUUGACAGUCCUAUGGUUAGGCUUAAUCAAUCAAAUAGUGGAAGUCCAAAUUAAAAUCAAAGAAAAAUAUCUGAUUUUACUAGUUUAGCUGAUAAAAAGUCAAUUAUUAAUUUAAAAAGUGCAUACAUUCCUCCUUUAUUUCUUCACGAAAGUGGUUUUAGAAGUAUUACAGAAAAAUCCAACAGCAAGUUCAAAAACUCGUACACAAAAUAGGAAAUUGAUGAAAUGCAUUAAAAAACUAAACCUAGAAUACCACAUUAAUUUGUUAAUUAUAACAAUAACCUUAAAGAUAUUGAUAGUGGUAUAAAAAAAAAUGAGUUCCGAAAAAAAUAGUUCAAACCCUCGAUUGUCGAUUUUUAUUCUCCUCAUCAAAUAUACUUAAACAUUCAAGAUUAAUGUUCUUGUAAUGAGUGUCAAAAACUAUAAUAUUGA
Messenger RNA from Paramecium tetraurelia, 1920 nucleotides. RefSeq lists its product as uncharacterized. Gene Ontology annotation, molecular function: voltage-gated potassium channel activity. Lineage: Eukaryota; Ciliophora; Oligohymenophorea; Peniculida; Parameciidae. The record is from RefSeq and is a predicted model, not a curated record. The transcript is spliced from 4 exons. Gene Ontology annotation, biological process: potassium ion transmembrane transport. Gene Ontology annotation, cellular component: membrane.